CGUUUCCGGGACCUUCACUGGAUUUUACAUUCCGCUUCCCCCUUUACCAACCGGGCUAGGUCCUUCGAAUUAUAUCCAUAACAAUAUCACCGACGUUUUUUUUUGGGGAUUAGUAUUGUUAGUAUAUGGUUUGAUUUAACGAUUUUUAUUUGGGAAUUUGUCCUGUAAUAAACAGUUUAUUGGUUGGACUCUUCAAUUAGACAAAUAUGUCGGCUGCGGCCGCCGGAGGGGCGUCCUCUUGCAUCGGCGCCGCCGCUGCCAGUUCUAGUUCAGCCGGGAACUCCUAUGUGGCAGCGGGCGGAGGUGUGGGAAUAGCAGGCAGGCUACCAAGUCGGGUUCUGGAGCAUGUGUUUUCCUACCUGGACUUGAAUGAUCUAAUGCGGUGCUCCUUGGUUUGCUGGCACUGGAACAACUGUCUUGCGGACGAAAACAGCGAGGUGUGGCGGAGUCUUUGCGCUCGCUCUCUCAGUGAAGAGGCACUGCGCUCUGACAUACUCUGCAAUCUGCCAACCUACAAGGGAAAGCUCAAGUCCUACCAGCAUGCGCUGAGUUCUCAUGACUGCUCACGCAACGUGUACGUUAAGAAAAACGGCUUCACCCUACACCGCAACCCCAUUGCCCAGAGCACCGACGGAGCCCGUGGAAAAAUCGGCUUCUCAGAGGGACGCCAUGCCUGGGAGAUCUGGUGGGAAGGGCCACUGGGGACCGUGGCGGUGAUUGGCAUUGCCACCAAGCGCGCGGCCAUGCAAUGCCAGGGAUACGUGGCCCUCCUGGGUAGCGACGACCAAAGCUGGGGCUGGAACCUGGUAGAUAACAACCUACUCCACAAUGGGGAGGUCAACGGGAACUUCCCCCAGUGCAACAACGCACCCAAGUACCAGUGUAAUGGUGUCCGUCCACAGAUCGGGGAGAGGAUACGAGUGAUUCUGGAUAUGGAUGACAAGACGCUGGCCUUUGAGAGAGGCUUUGAGUUUCUGGGAGUGGCCUUCCGGGGUCUGCCUAAAGCCUGCCUCUUCCCGGCGGUCUCAGCUGUCUAUGGCAACACAGAGGUGACCAUGGUCUAUCUGGGCAAGCCUCUGGAUGGCUAGCACUGCCAAAAGAGCCACAUCAGAGUUGGUGUACAGAGGAUAAUGACUUUGAUGGUGGACACAGAGAGAACUGUAACUAACAUUCCAUACCCACAGGAAUGGAACCUAAAUAUUGGCAUUGGACAGGGGUGAUCAUUGAUGGACAGGAGUGAUCGUUGAUGGACAGGAGUGAUCAUUGAUGGACAGGAGUGAUCAUUGAUGGACAGGAGUGAUCAUUGAUGGGCCAGAGGGAAGGAAAGCGGGGGACUGGGGGUUGUUUAAAGGCGGUUCUGUCUCAAAAUGGAAGUUAUCCACUUCAGCUGCUGAACUAUUUUAUUUACAGUACAGGAGGACUUAUUUUAUGAAGUAAUAACACUGCUAAAUCCUGGAAAUGCGGUUGGUUGAAUGUUCCUUUAAGGCCAAACCAAAUAUGAACCGUGGCAAAUAUGUGAAGACACAAAAAAAAUCAUCAUCAUGAUUAUAAGGUAUAUGACAAUGUAUAUUUGGCAAUGUAAGCUGUCACAUGUCCAGAGCACAAGUGUAACUGCCAUGGAUGGAGAAACAACGGGACAUGGAAUUAACCCAUGCCAAAAUGACGCAGCUUGAUUGACCUUUGACCCUUUCAUAUGACUUCAUACAGUGUGGGGCACCUGACUUCUGCCAACUUACAAUUAAUGCCAAGAAAGACUGCUUCAUAGGCAAAGCUAACCAUGCGCAUGCAUUGCAUUAUAACAGAAAUGUUCUUAUCCACUGUAUAGAUGAGAGGAGAUGACACUACCAUCGGUUCAAUGCUACUCUGCAUACAUUUUAAUGACAGUAGUAUUUGUUGUAGUAUUUCAUUAUAUUUAUUUCUAGGUUUUAAUCUGUGGUACUAUUGAAUAGGUCAACAAACCUUCAAAUAAAAUCUACCUGGUGCCAGUU
Esox lucius (northern pike) is the source of this 1988-nucleotide messenger RNA. RefSeq names its product F-box protein 45 (gene fbxo45). The coding region runs from base 207 to 1088 and encodes 293 amino acids. Gene Ontology annotation, molecular function: protein binding. Gene Ontology annotation, cellular component: SCF ubiquitin ligase complex; synapse. NCBI's taxonomy places the organism in Eukaryota, Metazoa, Chordata, Actinopteri, Esociformes, Esocidae. The transcript is spliced from 3 exons. Gene Ontology annotation, biological process: synapse assembly involved in innervation; proteasome-mediated ubiquitin-dependent protein catabolic process. The record is from RefSeq and is a predicted model, not a curated record.